Messenger RNA from Scleropages formosus (Asian bonytongue), 4572 nucleotides. It is a transcript of the gene ankrd52a, whose product is annotated as ankyrin repeat domain 52a. Gene Ontology annotation, molecular function: protein binding. NCBI's taxonomy places the organism in Eukaryota, Metazoa, Chordata, Actinopteri, Osteoglossiformes, Osteoglossidae. The transcript has 28 exons. The record is from RefSeq and is a predicted model, not a curated record. The coding region runs from base 133 to 3339 and encodes 1068 amino acids.
UAAACAACGACGAGCACAGACAGACACCGAGAGACGCUAUCCUUUAAUAAUAAUCAUAAUAAAACUAAAGUACACCAGUUACCUCUCUGGCCCAUCCUAAUGAAGGACCUUCGCCCUGACUGACUUUGGGAGAUGGGAAUACUAAACAUAACAGACCAGCCCCCUCUGGUCCAGGCCAUAUUCAGCCGAAAUGCAGAAGAAGUUCAGUUAUUGUUAUUGCACAAGAAGGAAGAAGUUAAUGCACUGGACCAAGAGCGCCGCACACCCCUGCAUGCUGCUGCUUGUCUGGGUGAUGUUCAUAUAAUGGACCUCCUCAUUAAUUCAGGUGCUAGUGUUAAUGCAAAGGACCACGUGUGGCUGACUCCACUGCACCGGGCAGCUGCCUCUCGCAAUGAGAGGGCUGUGGGGCUGCUCUUGCGCCAGGGGGCAGAGGUGAACGCGCGGGACAAAUACUGGCAGACACCACUGCACGUGGCAGCUGCCAAUCGUGCCACGCGGUGCGCCGAGGCCCUGUUGCCCCAGCUGAGCAGCCUGAAUGUGGCAGACCGCACCGGCAGGACUGCCCUACACCAUGCCACAUAUAGUGGCUACCUGGAGAUGGUGAAGUUGCUGCUGAACAAAGGGGCCAACCUGAGUGCCAGUGAUAAGAAGGAGAGGCAGCCCAUCCACUGGGCAGCUUACCUAGGGCAUUUGGAGAUUGUUAAGCUGCUGGUCUCCCGAAGUGCAGACGCUGUCUGCAAGGACAAGCGGGGCUACACUCCCCUCCACGCUGCCGCUGCCAGCGGUCAGAUUGAAGUGGUCAAGUAUCUCCUCCGGCUGGGCGCUGAGAUUGAUGAGCCGAACGCCUUUGGGAACACGGCGCUGCAUGUGGCCUGCUACAUGGGCCAGGAAGCAGUGGCCAACGAGCUGGUCAACCGUGGUGCCAAUGUCAACCAGCCCAACCUGCGAGGCUAUACACCGCUGCACCUUGCUGCUGUGUCCACCAAUGGGGCCCUAUGCCUGGAGCUCCUGGUCAAUAACGGGGCUGACGUCAACAUGCAGAGCAAAGAUGGGAAGAGCCCCUUGCACAUGGCUGCCAUUCAUGGUCGCUUCACUCGCUCCCAGAUCCUCAUCCAAAACGGUGGGGAGAUUGACUGUGUGGAUAAAUAUGGCAAUACUCCUCUUCAUGUUGCUGCUAAGUAUGGCCACGAGCUGCUCAUCAGCACCCUGAUGACCAAUGGCGCCGACACAGCCAGGCAGGGGAUUCAUGGGAUGUUUCCGCUGCAUUUGGCAGUGCUCUACGGGUUUUCAGACUGUUGUCGCAAGUUACUCUCCUCAGGUCAGCUGUAUAGCAUUGUAUCGUCUCUGAGCAACGAGCACGUGCUAUCAGCGGGGUUUGACAUAAACACCCCAGACAACCUCGGGAGGACCUGUCUACACGCUGCUGCUUCUGGAGGAAAUGUUGAAUGUCUUAACUUGCUGUUGAGCAGUGGUGCUGAUUUGGGAAAGAAGGACAAAUUAGGAAGGACCCCAUUGCACUAUGCGGCAGCUAACGGGAGCUACCAGUGUGCGGUGGCCCUGGUGAGCGCUGGCGCUGAGGUUAAUGAGCCUGACGGUAAAGGCUGCACCCCCCUGCACUACGCUGCUGCCUCGCAGACCUUCUGCCGAGUGGACCGACAACAGUCUGGGAGCCAUCGAAAUGAGGAAGAGAGGGCAAAAGAGACUUUCUGCUGUUUGGAACAUUUGCUGGACAACGGCGCAGACCCGGCCAUUCGCAACAUCAGCGGUUACACUGCAGUCCACUAUGCAGCCGCCCAUGGCAACAAGCAAAACCUGGAACUGCUCCUUGAAAUGUCUUUAAACUGUUUGGGAGAUGUGGAGAACAGUGUUCCAGUUAGCCCCCUGCACUUAGCCGCCUACAAUGGUCACUGUGAGGCGCUGCGCGUGCUUGCGGAAACACUGGUGAACCUGGAUGUGCGUGACACCGGGGGACGCACUGCUCUCCACUUGGCUGCCCAGAGGGGCCACUGCCGCUGCGUGGAGGUCCUGCUGGGCCACGGGGCCUCCUGCCUCAUAAAAGAACGUCGCCGAAAGUGGACCCCUCUCCAUAUGGCAGCUGCCAGUGGCCACACAGACUGUCUGCAGGCACUGAUGGACAGUGGAGAGAGAGAUGACCUUGCCGAUGUAAUGGAUGCCCUGGGACAAACCCCCCUGAUGUUGGCUGUCCUGGGCAGCCACACAGGCUGCGUCCAUGUCCUGCUGGAGAGGGGGGCCACAGCGGAUGCUGGGGACAAGAGAGGCCGCACAGCUCUACACCGGGCGGCGGUGAUGGGCUGUGAGGACUGUGUGCUGGCUCUACUAGAGCACGACGCCUAUGUGAUGUGCCGUGACUUCCAGGGCCGCACUCCAAUGCACCUGGCAGCGUCCUGCGGCCACGCGGAGCUUCUGGGCAGCCUGCUGCAGGCUUCUGCCCGCACUGACCCUCUGGAUUCCCUGCUGGACUACAGUGGCUACACCCCUUUGCACUGGGCAGCCUACCAUGGGCAUGAAGACUGUUUGGAAGUUUUACUUGAACACAAACCUUUUAGUAUCCAGGAAGGAAACCCUUUCACCCCAUUGCACUGCGCUCUUAUGAACGGCCAUGAUGGCUCUGCCGAGCUUCUGUUGGAGACUGUAGGCAGUCAGCUGGUGAAUGUCAGAGACAUGAAAGGAAGGUCCCCCUUACACGCUGCAGCCUUUGUGGAUAAUGUAGCGGGGCUGCAGCUCCUGCUGCGCCAUGGUGCUGAGGUUGAUGCUGUGGACCACGCUGGAUGCUCUGCCCUCAUGGUGGCUGCUGACAAUGGCCAGACUGCAGCUGUAGAGAUUUUGCUGCACCGGGCCAAGGCCACCCUGUCACUGCUUGACAUUAAUAAGAACACUGCCCUUCACCUGGCCUGCAGCAAGGGUCACGAGAUGUGUGCUCUGUUAAUUCUGGGAGAGAUCCACAACCCAUCACUCAUCAAUGCAACCAACAGCGCGCUACAGAUGCCCCUGCAUAUUGCGGCACGGAAUGGCCUGGCCACCGUAGUCCAGGCGCUGUUGAGCCGAGGGGCCACGGUGCUGGCUGUGGACCAGGAGGGCCACACUCCAGCUCUGGCCUGCGCCCCCAACAAGGACGUGGCCGACUGCUUGGCCCUCAUCCUGUCCACCAUGAAGCCUUUUCCUCCCAAAGACCCAGCCGGCUCUCCCUUCGGCCUUAACCUGCUGAAGCACUGCGGCAUAGCGGCAGCCUGCGGCCCUCUGCCCAGCGCCGCUUUGCGCCGUGCCUAUGCCAAGGAGCGGCAUGGCGCCAUCGGGCUGGACGGCUGCUUCUCCGAGUGAGGCUCCGCCCAACCUCCCCCUGCCCCAUAACAGUCCGACAAGCCUGAGCCCCCGCCGCCGUGACUGGGUGAAUCCCUUGCAACACACAUUAGACGAGCAGGAAUACAUUUAUACACGUUUGUGUGUGUUCAAACAACUUUAGGGGUGCAGUCAAACCUAUAUGCAAUUACAGCCUCUCUUUUAUUAUAUCUCCAUAAAGUCUGCCUAGAUCAGUACUGCUUAAUCCUGGAACACACUGUGUUUUGUCAGGUAAUUUGGCAUAUUAGCCCCAGGGGAAAAAGCGGGGGAAAAAAAAUCAAUUCAUGGGAGUCAACAGAACAUUUCAAAUGAACAAUUAAUCUUUAUCAGCUUUUGCUUAAUUAUAUAUUAUCUAGUAGUAUUAAUUCCACAUAUUUCUUUCUUUCCAUAUAAUAAGAUGUGUAGCAUCAGCUGUCCUGAAAGCCACAUAACAGGCUGUUGAUAGAGAGACUGGCGUGUUUUCCAGUAUGGAUUUGACUGCACAGCUAAGGUGUCAAGAGGGUAGGGCGGUGUGCAGAGAACCCCUGAAUGUGUCCAGUACAAGUGGCAGCGCACGGCAUUACCCAGGUGAGCAGUGGAAACAUGCGAAAGUGCGGUACCUCACUGCAUCGCAUUAGCAGGUGCAACAGCUUAUUUCAUUGUACCGUUGUGCUGUUCGCUAAACCUUUUAUUGUGUCACUUGUUUCUUUAGGAAACAAUCAUAUUUAGUACAGGAAAAAAAACAAUAAUCAGUGUCCUGCCGGACAUUGUGUGUCGUUAAAGGAGCACUGAGAUAUCGACAUUGAUCACCUCCCUCCCAUUUGAACCCUUCCUUCUUGGUCAUAGGAUCGUCCAGUUCUUUGGUGCCGUUAGAGAGGCUUGUCCCCUGUGCACAAGUUUUUCUGUAAACACCGGAUCGAAUGUGAGGUUUGGGGGGGCUCUCAAGGUGGAGCACAGCAUGAAGCUGCAAACAGGUUUUACAGCUUUGUGCCUGACCUGAGAGGACCCCACCCCACACACACACACAUAUCGUACGAUCCUUAAUUUCUAAAGAGAACAAUUCUAGCGCUGUUUCUAUUAAGGCAACAUUUGGCAAAAAGCAUGAGCGUGUAAAGCAGGAGGCACACACUUCAGAGUAGGCCAAGGGCACAGUUCAAUUCCAUCAGUGAAGUUGAUAUGCUUGAAUUCUACUAUGUACCUCAACAUCACUUGAAGAUGAAAUAAUGGACAUUAAGA